ACCAGCUUCGUCAUUCUUUGGCGCUGUGUUUUGCGAGCUUUCCAUCUUGGUUGCGUUUUGCAUUUUUUUACUCGAGAGUUCUUCUUUGAUAUUUCCGGAUCUCUCUGAAAACAGCUGAAACCCCGUUACUCGCCAAACGAAGAGAGAAAAAGACAAAACAAAUAGUCAGCGCACGUCGCCAUGAGUUUUCCUGGAAUGACCUCGCCCGUGGGCAUGGGUGGUGCCGGGGGUGCUGCCAUGCCUGGGAUGAGUGAGCAAGAGCAGAUGAUGGUCAAGUCGAUGCAAGCCGCCAUGGAGUCGUGUCCGGUGAAGACCGUGAUGGCCGGCGGUAUGGGUUUCGCACUUGGUGGUGUGUUUGGCUUGUUCAUGGCCAGUAUGUCCUACGAUUCCUCCUUCACCCCACAAGGCAAAGCCAUCAUGGACCUCCCCUGGAAGGAGCAAGUCCGCCGCGGCUUCAAGGACAUGGGGACCCGCUCGUGGUCGUCGGCCAAGAACUUCGGUAUCGUGGGUGCGCUUUACUCGGGCACGGAGUGCUGCAUCGAGGGCCUGCGGGCUAAGAACGACCUCACCAACAGCGUCAGCGCUGGGUGCAUCACCGGUGGCAUUUUGGGCGCCAAGGCUGGGCCUCAGGCUGCGGCUGCUGGGUGUGUUGGUUUUGCGGCGUUCAGUGCUGCUAUUGAUGCUUAUAUGCGGAUGCCGUCGGAGGAUGAUUGAACUGCUAGAGUGGUGUGAACCAAUCCUUUUUCUUGCAUGAAUGGGAUUGGUGGUGAAGAUGACUGUAAGAGAUGUGGAAAGGGGCUGAUUGUCUGAUUAUACAUUGGCACGGCGUUGACUUGUUUUGGGAUAGAAGUGGCAGCAUUGUGGCGUUAUGGGUGUUUAUUUUCUGCUGGGGUCUGCUUUGGCUGGCUCUGGCUUUCUGGCUCUCAACCUUAUAGCUAAUAGGUUUGAGGGCUGGUUUUGUUGUGUUGGUUUGCACAUGGGACUCACAACUCUUCUGUAUAGUAUCUUGUUACAUAUUAGAUUUAGAUGUACGCACAAACAAGUGAUCUUUG
Messenger RNA from Aspergillus campestris IBT 28561, 1052 nucleotides. RefSeq names its product translocation channel protein TIM22. Gene Ontology annotation, cellular component: TIM22 mitochondrial import inner membrane insertion complex. Gene Ontology annotation, molecular function: transmembrane protein transporter activity. Gene Ontology annotation, biological process: protein insertion into mitochondrial inner membrane. The transcript is spliced from 3 exons. Bases 181 to 714 code for a protein of 177 amino acids. The record is from RefSeq and is a predicted model, not a curated record. NCBI's taxonomy places the organism in Eukaryota, Fungi, Ascomycota, Eurotiomycetes, Eurotiales, Aspergillaceae.